AUGAUUUAUAAAGCGGCACUUUUUCGGGGAAGGAAUGCAUUAAAUCAAAUAGCAUUUUAUUCGUCGUCGAAGCAUCGCCGAGUGAUAGCCAUUCGCAGAGAAGACCAGUCAGUAUGGGAGAGACGUGCACCAUUUUCCCCAACAAAUGUCAGCCGACUCGUGCGAAAAGGGGUAAAAGUUAUUGUACAGCCUUCGAAUCGAAGGGCGUAUCCUAUGCAGUCAUAUAUAAAUGCAGGAGCUGUAAUUCAAGAAGACAUAAGUGAAGCUGGAGUAAUUUUCGGUGUAAAACAAGUUCCCAUUGAUCUUCUCAUACCGAAUAAAACGUAUUGCUUCUUUUCACAUACUAUAAAAGCCCAAGAGGCAAAUAUGCCAAUGUUGGAUGCUAUAUUGGCUAAGAAUAUUCGUUUAAUAGACUAUGAGAAGUUGAUGGACGAUUCUGGUAACCGAGUGGUUGCUUUCGGAAAGUACGCUGGUGUUGCUGGUAUGAUUAAUAUCUUACACGGACUCGGACUGCGACUAUUGGCAUUGGGACAUCAUACACCUUUCAUGCAUGUUGGACCAGCGCAUAACUACCGUAGCUCCAGCAUGGCUCGUCAAGCCAUUAGAGACGCCGGUUACGAGGUAUCAUUAGGAAUGAUGCCCAAAUCAUUAGGACCUCUAACAUUUGUUUUUACUGGUUCAGGAAAUGUGUCUCAGGGCAGCCAAGAAAUCUUCCAAGAGUUGCCUCACGAAUAUGUUCCGCCAGAAAUGUUGAGGAAGGUCGCCGAACAUGGAAGUCCAAAUAAAAUAUACGGGUGCGAAGUACGCCGCAGACAUCACUUGGUGCGCAAGAACGGUGGUGGGUACGAUCCUCAGGAAUACGAAGAGCAUCCUGAACGCUAUAUAUCCACUUUUGCACAGAAGAUAGCGCCAUAUACGUCAGUAUUGGUAAACUGCAUCUACUGGGCCGUGGAUAGCCCGAAGCUCCUCACAAUACCAGAUGCUAAGCAUUUACUCCUGCCUUCUCACACCCCCUGGUUGCCAACCAGUGUUGGUGCGCCGGCAUUACCACAUAGAAUGCUGGCCAUCUGCGACAUCUCGGCGGAUCCCGGAGGUUCCAUUGAAUUUAUGAAUGAAUGUACAACCAUAGACACGCCUUUCUGUCUCUACGACGCUGACAGAAAUAAAGAUACAAAGAGCUUCAAAGGCCCCGGUGUUUUGGUGUGCUCCAUUGACAACAUGCCCACGCAGCUGCCUCGAGAAUCUACGGACUUCUUCGGAGACCUGCUUUACCCUUAUUCUGAGGACAUUAUGAGUUCGGACGCUAGCAGACCGAUGGAAGAUCACAAAUUCUCACAAGUGGUACAAGGUGCAAUCAUAACCAGCAACGGCAAUCUGACGCCUCCAUUUGAGUAUAUAAAUGAAUUGAGAAUGUCUAACAAUCGCUCACGCCAUAAGGUAGAAGGCCACGACCAGCAAGCCCCUAUUACUAUCUUAGGAAGUGGACUAGUCGCUGCACCAGUAGUAGAGUAUCUUGCAAGAGACAAAAAUGUCGCUGUUACCAUCGCAUCACAGUUCAAAGAAGAAGCAGAUGCUCUAGCUGAGAAAUAUGGCGUUCGAUCUGAGUAUAUCCAAGCGAACGAUGAGAAUGCGCUUGCGGCUCUAGUCUCUAGGUCCCGUGUAGUGGUGUCUUUAUUGCCUUAUAAUUUACACGGAACAGUCGCACGCGCUUGUGUGAAUGCAAAGGCACACUUGAUCACCGCUUCCUACGUUCAACCAGAAGUUCAAGAACUACAUGACGCAGCCAAGGAAGCUGGCGUCACCCUCUUAAAUGAAAUCGGCCUAGACCCGGGCAUUGAUCAUCUAUUGGCAUUGGAAUGUAUCCACGACGUGCAAAACCACGGCGGAAGAAUAGACUCCUUUGUUUCAUAUUGUGGUGGUUUACCUGCACCUGAAUUUAGUGACAAUGCCCUUCGGUAUAAGUUCUCGUGGAGCCCGCGUGGAGUAUUGCUUAAUACUAUUUCCGCAGCGAAAUAUCUUAGUAAAGGACAGAUAGUGGAAGUUUUAAGUGGUGGGGAACUAAUGUCGGUAGCGCGUGAACUAGACUUUUUACCCGGUUUUGCCUUUGAAGGCUUUCCUAAUAGAGACAGUACGAAAUACUCUUCCCUGUACGGAAUACAAGACGCACACACGAUGUUUAGAGGAACUUUAAGGUAUAGAGGAUAUGCGGAAACUAUAAAGGCGCUGCAACUAUUUGGUUUUAUUGACCCAAAUCCACAUCCAUCAUUACAUCCUGAAGGACCUCAGAUUACUUGGAGACAAUUUGCCUGCGAGCUUCUUGGAUUAAUGGAUUGUUCGAUCUUCUACGAAAACCUGAAAACACGAUUGGUGGAGCGUAUCGGGUCCAACGGCGCUCAGGCAAUUGAAUCGCUUGGAUUCCUUAGCGACGAACCCAUUAUCAAGUGUGGAUCCCCUCUUGACACUAUCAGUCACUACCUUAGCAAGCGUCUACAGCUGGAGAAAGACGAAACUGACUUCGUAGUCCUUCGUCACGAAAUCGGUGUAACAUGGAGUGACGGUAGAAAGGAACGACGAGAGGUCACCAUGACUGUACGUGGAGACCCAGCAACCCACACAGCUAUGGCCCGCACUGUGGGCUUACCCACUGCUAUUGCAGCAAAAAUGGUACUGGAUGGUGAAAUUCAGGAACGAGGUGUGGUACUACCUUUCGCUCCCGUAGUUUACAAGUCCUUGCUGUCCCGACUUCGGUCUGACGGUAUAACUGCUAGAGAGCAAACGGCGGGUCGCGAGACGGGACGAUGCAUGUCGGUGGCUGCGAUGCAGGCGCUGCACCGGCUGCGCGAAUGCCGCCUACUCUGCGACGCUAUAGUUAGAGCAGACGACGGCGCCGCCUUCCCCGUCCACCGUGCUAUACUCUCGGCCUGCAGUCCUUACUUCUUGGCUCUGUUCACAACAACUUUACACUCUCGUGAGCAAAGCGACGUGUUGAUAUCUGGCGUUCGUUCUGAAAUACUGCUGUUGUUGAUCGAAUACGCUUACCUCCGGCGAAUCGAUGUGACAGACACCAAUGUCCACGAGUUGCUCAUGACUGCGGAUUAUCUGGCAUUCCUUGGCGUCCUACAGCUGUGCUGCGACCAUCUCAGAGUCACAUUGAGUCCAAAGAACUGCCUCGGGAUCAUGAUGUUUGCUCGACGGGUUUUCUGCUACAAGUUAGAGGCUGACGCGAGAAGGUACCUUCUACGCUAUUUUGUCACUGUGGCGACUCAAAGUGAUGAAUUCCUUCACCUGGCGCUCGAAGAACUGAAUAGUAUCAUCUUGGAGGACGAGUUGAAUGUCAAAAGCGAGGAAGCGGUCUGGGAGUCGGUUCUUCGCUGGGUCAAUUAUGAUCCGGACGCGAGGUGGCAGCACACGGUCAAGCUCAUGGGAAGCAUUCGGCUCGGUUUACUUGAUACUCAGGCAAGGUUCUUCCUGGAAAAUGUAAAGGAUCACCCAUACGUCACGGGCAAUGAAAACUCACGCCCCAUCAUAAUCGAGACGCUAAAAUUCCUUUACGACUUAGAAAUGAUUGCGCAGAGAGAUGGCGAGGUGGCCACACCUGAAAUUGCUAGACCAAGAGUACCACAUGAGGUUCUCUUUGCUAUUGGUGGAUGGAGUGGUGGAUCACCAACGGCUUUCAUCGAGACCUAUGAUACGAGAGCUGAUCGGUGGAUCAAGGUUGAGGAAGUGGAUCCAGCUGGACCACGCGCUUACCACGGAACAGCGGUAUUAGGCUACUGCAUCUACGUGAUUGGAGGCUUUGACGGCAUGGAUUACUUUAACUCUUGCCGCUGUUUCGACGCAGUCACGAAGACAUGGCGUGAGGUGGCGCCAAUGAACGCUCGCCGGUGCUACGUGUCCGUAGCUGUGAUAGGUGAAACUAUCUACGCCAUGGGGGGAUACGACGGGCACCACAGACAGAACACGGCAGAGAAGUUCAACCACAGGACUAAUCAGUGGUCACUCGUAGCGCCCAUGAACGCGCAGAGGUCCGACGCAAGCGCAGCUGCUUUGGAGAACAAAAUCUACAUAACGGGUGGAUUUAAUGGGCAGGAAUGUAUGAACAGUGUGGAAGUAUACGAUCCGGACACAAAUCAAUGGACGAAUCUUGCGCCUAUGAGAUCUAGGAGGUCUGGCGUGUCUUGUAUAGCGUACCAUAACAAGAUUUAUGUGAUAGGCGGUUUCAAUGGCAUUUCGCGGAUGUGCAGCGGCGAGGUCUACGACCCGGCUACGAACGCGUGGUCCCCAGUUCCCGAUAUGUACAACCCUAGGAGCAAUUUCGCGAUCGAAGUCAUCGAUGACAUGAUCUUUGCGAUCGGGGGCUUCAAUGGAGUCACGACGAUCUACCAUGUCGAGUGUUACGAUGAGAAAACAAAUGAAUGGUACGAGGCAACAGACAUGAACAUUUACCGGUCAGCUUUAUCCGCGUGCGUAAUCAUGGGACUUCCGAAUGUAUACGACUACAUACACAAGCAUCGCGAACGCUUGAUGGAGGAGAAGCGGCAGAAGAUUCUUCUGUCGGAGACCGCGAGGCACCCACAGCAUCGCACUGCCCUCCCUGACGUACAUCUAACGGAAGAUAACGACGACAUGUUGGAGCAGCUAGGUUUGAUGGACAACCCGAAUAUAGAUGUGCCAGUACCACCGCCACCACCGUUACCUCCACAGCAGCACCCUCUACAACCGCAACCCAUGGAACAAGACAGGAACUAG
Messenger RNA from Leptosia nina, 4749 nucleotides. NCBI's taxonomy places the organism in Eukaryota, Metazoa, Arthropoda, Insecta, Lepidoptera, Pieridae. The record is from the annotation of a GenBank genome assembly.